Molecule: messenger RNA, 1452 nt
Organism: Gossypium arboreum
Lineage: Eukaryota; Viridiplantae; Streptophyta; Magnoliopsida; Malvales; Malvaceae
Product: protein GAMETE CELL DEFECTIVE 1, mitochondrial
Exons: 4
Coding region: 164-1168 (334 amino acids)
Source: RefSeq, a predicted model, not a curated record
UAAACCAGCCCAAACCCAAUAUGGAUUAUAAACACUUAGUAUAGGGUUUUGAAGAGGUUUCUUUCUCCUUUAAUCUUUUAUCCCUUUUAUCAUUUUCUUUUUGAUUUUCUGGUUUUGCAAUCGAUUUUCCGCAGCUAAAUUUUGUUCAAAAACUGGUGCAAAAAUGCAUAAUCUUCGCCACCUGAUAUCCCGUCUCUCAACCACAAAGAAACCUAUAUCCCUUCAAUUCGAGCCAUUUCGAGCUUUGGGUUCACGCGCUUUUUCCUCAACAUCAGAUGGUUCCGACAAUCUAGGCUGGGGCACUGCUUCCUCGUGGUCCAGUCGCUUGACCAAGGACCAUUUCGAUGGAACCAUAACUCCCCAAGCUGGUACCGGAGAUGCCGACCAAUCCGUACAGCUUACGGAUAUUGAAAAUAUAUCUGAUGCGGUGAAAAAAUGGAAUGCCGACGACAAGAAGUUCAAGGAGUUCACUGAUGGAUGGGAAGAUCGAUUGCUUGAAACAAGUGUUUUGUUGAAACAAGUGCUUGAACCUGGUGCUAGAGGGUCUUAUCUUAAGGACUCUGAAAAGGCUGAAAUGUAUCGUUUGCAUAAAGAGAACCCUGAGGUUUAUACUGUUGAGAAAUUGUCCAAGGAUUAUAGGAUUAUGAGACAGAGAGUGGAAGCUAUUCUUUGGCUUAAGAAAGAUGAAGAAGAAUUGGAGAAAAAAAAUGCUCUUCCUCUUGAUGACUCUGUUGAGAUGCUUCUUGACAAUUGCCCUGAAUUUUUAAAUGCCCACGAUCGGGAAUUUCAUGUAGCAUCCCUUCCUUACAAACCUGAGUUCAAAGUUAUGCCCGAAGGUUGGGAUGGCACCACCAAGGAUCUGGAUGAAUAUCAUUAUGAGAUCUCCAAAAAAGAGGAUGACAUGCUGUAUGAAGAAUUUGUUCAGAGGUUUAACUUUAAUAAAAUGAAGAUGGCCGGUGAAGUGAAGCGACACAAGUAUAGUAGGAGGCGCCCCACUGAAGGUUGGAACUUCACAGUUGAGAAAAUGGGAGCAAAAGGGAAGCGCGGAGGUGGUGGUGGGUGGAAGUUUGUAAGUUUACCAGAUGGAUCAAGUCGACCACUCAACGAAAUGGAGAAAAUGUAUGUAAGACGAGAGACACCACGCCGAAGACGUAGAAUUCUCCCAUGAUGAUUUAGCUUCUGUUGUGUCACGGUCUGCAGAUUAUAGCCGUUCUCGACAUAUUCUGUAUGUAUGAUUUACAGUCCAAGCUGGUGUCAUUUUUAUAUCCCAAAAGGUAAGUUUCUUUUAGGAACAAACAUAAACAGGCCAUAAGCACUUUAUGCUAAUUUUGAAGUUCAAUUUGAGGUUAACAUUUGAUCCUUUACAUCGUUUCCAAUAAUUAUUUGUUAAAAUGCAACUGUGGACUAAAUUUGAUUAUUUUGGAAUUUGAAAGUUGGUUAGACCUUAUGAAA